AUGACUAAUCGUCUGAUUGAUUCACAGUCUAUGUGACCGUUCUGCUCCGCCUACUGAACGAUGCUCAGAGCUCAGGUAUGGUCGACCCGGGUGACGUGGAGGUGGUGGAGGAAGAGGAGGAUGAUCAGGGGCCACCGGGGGACUUCCAGGGCCUCGCCCCCCCAGACUACGAUGAGACAGCGGGGGGGCUGAAAAUGGGGAGGGCCCCCCCCCCCCCGGCGGCCUGGUGGGGUCUGCUGGAGCCCCAGAUGGCUCAGGCUCUGCUGGACAGGAUGGAGCCUCAGCUGGCUCAGACUCUGCUGGAAAGAACGAGACCUCAACAGGCUGGACGAGUUCCAUCAGGACCAAUCAGAGGAGACCAGGAUUCUAUGAGACGUCUGGUUGCUAGGUUACUGUCCAGCAUCGGCCCAAACGGUCUCCGCGUGAGGAGAGACCUGUCAAUCAAAGUUGAGCCCGUUAGCUCCGCCCACAGGAGAGCUGAGCCCGUUAGCUCCGCCCACAGGAGAGCUGAGCCCGUUAGCUCCGCCCACAGGAGGAGCCGCCGCUCCCUCGACGUCGCUCCUCCGUCGCCUAGCAACAACCCCCCUCUGCUCAGAGUGAAGCGGCUCGAGGAGGAGGAGCCCCACCCCCCUGCUGCAGGGCUGCAGAGGAUGAAACGAGACGAAGAACUGCAUCAUGGGAGUCGUAGGCGCCGGAGAAGAACCGCGAACUAUGACUCCCAAAUACUAAUUGAUCAGAUCCUAGAGUACAUGAGGGAGUAAGAGGAGAGGAGGAUGGGAGAGGAGACGAGAGGAGAGAGGAGACGAGAUGAAAAAGGAACAUGGAAAAGUAAGAAGACAGAGACAGAAGGGGAGCAGUCAGUUUGGAGAAGUAGCAAGGGAAGGCAAAACAGAGAGGAGAGGAGGAGAGAGGAGAGGAGACGAGAGAGGAGACGAGACGACGAGAGGAGACGAGAUGAAAUAGGAACAUGGAAAAGUAAGAAGACAGAGACAGAAGGGGAGCAGUCAGUUUGGAGAAGUAGCAAGGGAAGGCAAAACAGAGAGGAGAGAGGAGACAGGAGAGAGGAGACGAGAGAGAGAGGAGAGAAAAGAGAGGAGAGGAGGAGAC
Messenger RNA from Anarrhichthys ocellatus (wolf-eel), 1107 nucleotides. RefSeq lists its product as uncharacterized. The transcript is spliced from 3 exons. Gene Ontology annotation, biological process: negative regulation of endopeptidase activity. The record is from RefSeq and is a predicted model, not a curated record. Lineage: Eukaryota; Metazoa; Chordata; Actinopteri; Perciformes; Anarhichadidae. Gene Ontology annotation, molecular function: endopeptidase inhibitor activity. Bases 78 to 761 code for a protein of 227 amino acids.